This is a messenger RNA of Cornus florida, 666 nucleotides long. RefSeq lists its product as uncharacterized. The record is from RefSeq and is a predicted model, not a curated record. Bases 1 to 666 code for a protein of 221 amino acids. NCBI's taxonomy places the organism in Eukaryota, Viridiplantae, Streptophyta, Magnoliopsida, Cornales, Cornaceae. The transcript is spliced from 3 exons.
AUGACCAUUGGACACGGUGUAAGUAACCGAAUGCUUCAAGAACGUUUUCAGCAUUCCCGUGAAACUGAUUGUAUCGGAGCAAUUGAUGGGACACAUAUUGCAGCUGUUAUCCCUGAAAAUAAGAAAGUUCCAUAUAUAAGAAGGAAAGGGUAUUGUACUCAGAAUGUAAUGGAUGUGUGUGACUUUAAUAUGCUAUUUACAUUUGCUUGGGCCAGUUGGGAGGGAACAGCUUACGACACUCGCAUUCUUUUGGAGGCAAUUGAGAGAAUAAACUUGAAUUUUUCAAAACCCCCGGAAGGUAAAUAUUAUCUAGUUGAUGGUGGAUAUUCUAAUAUGAAAGGAUAUUUAGCUCCUUACAAGAGAGAACGAUACCAUCUUCCAGAAUUUCGUCGUGGAAGUCAGCCAAGGGGCCCUCAUGAGUUCUUCAAUCAUGCUCACUCAUCUUUGAGAACGAUUAUUGAAAGAACCUUUGGUGUUUGGAAAGCAAAAUGGCGAAUUAUAUCACGAAUGCCUAGUUUUAGUUUUUCAAAACAAGUUGCAAUUGUUAUUGCAUCCAUAACGAUUCAUAAUUUUAUACGGCGAACAGCUAUUAUUGAUGAGGAAUUUCAACGAUAUGAUGAAAAUUUGGAUUUAGUGCCUGAUGAAGAAGGGAAUGACAAUGAUUAA